Pyrus x bretschneideri (Chinese white pear) is the source of this 662-nucleotide messenger RNA. RefSeq lists its product as uncharacterized. The record is from RefSeq and is a predicted model, not a curated record. The transcript has a single exon. NCBI's taxonomy places the organism in Eukaryota, Viridiplantae, Streptophyta, Magnoliopsida, Rosales, Rosaceae. The coding region runs from base 81 to 557 and encodes 158 amino acids.
UUUAUUUUCUGUCCAAACACAUCAAACUCCAUAUAAAACCCCCCCCAAACCCCAUUUGCACACACCUCUGACCUCCACAAAUGACUUCAGUUUGCAUAUCAAACUGCUUCAACGACGCACGUGACCCCCGCGUGCCAAUUCGGGCCACCUACGUGAACCUCUACAAGUGGCCCGAGUCCGACGCGGAGUUUGUGCGCUCGGUGAGCUCCAACGGGCGGCGAACGGAUCCUACACUGCGACACGGGCACCCAAGGGUGGUAGACAGCAUAUCAUGCAGGCAAAUGUAUCUCAGGAGCUAUAAGUUUUCAAGGAAAGAGAGCGUGCCGGAGAAAACCCAGAAGUGCUUUGGAAGAGUGAAGGAGAAGAUGGCAGGAAAUAACAACAAUAAUGACGGGAGUAAGGGUAAGAAAGGGAAGGGAAAAGUGGGGAGGAAAAAGAAUAGUAAGUGUUUGGUUCUCAGGAAAGUGAAGGAAUUUUCAUCUGCUGCUCUCUUCAGAAUAUUUCAGAGGUUGCUGUCUUGCUCUGCUAGUGUAGAUGUUGUGAGUCAUGAUGACUAAUUUAAAUUUUCGGUUUUGUAAUUUGUGUUAUUUGAAGGGUUUUAAUUUAGUUUUUGGUGUUUUAAUUAAAUUAUAAUCCAGAAAUUGUUGCUGUUAAUUUGUGUU